Molecule: messenger RNA, 766 nt
Organism: Condylura cristata (star-nosed mole)
Lineage: Eukaryota; Metazoa; Chordata; Mammalia; Eulipotyphla; Talpidae
Product: CMRF35-like molecule 4
Exons: 4
Coding region: 1-696 (231 amino acids)
Cellular component (GO): plasma membrane
Molecular function (GO): transmembrane signaling receptor activity
Source: RefSeq, a predicted model, not a curated record
AUGGACAGAAGCCAGGCGGGCGGCAGCGUGUGGCCGCUCCCGGCCCUGCUCCUGCUCCUGCUGGCGGUCCCAGGCGGCCUGCCCAUCCAGGGCCCGUGGGGCGUGAGCGGCCCAGUGGGGGGGCUGGUGACCAUCAGGUGUCACUACGGCUCGGGGUGGGAGACCUACGUGAAGUGGUGGUGCCGUGGGCAGCACUGGCGCUCCUGCGACAUCCUGGUUCGCACCACCGGGUCUGAGGAGAAGGUGAGAAGAGGCCGAGUGACCAUCCAGGACGACCAGGGCCAGCGCGCCGUGAACGUAACCAUCGAGGAGCUGAGGCCCGAGGACGAGGACAUCUACUGGUGUGGGGUCGAGAGGAGGGGGACCGACCUGGGGCACCAGGUGCGCGUGUCCGUGUACUCAGUGACCACGGAAGCCACCACGGAAGCCACCACUCUGACAGACACACCUGCACCCACAAGAGCAGACACCCCAGAAGCUAACACCAUGGACGCACCCCCCAGUGUGGAUCCCGAGCCCCCCGCCACCCUGAGUGCCAACGGCAGCAGCCUGACCGUGCACGACCUCCUCACCCGGGCCCUGGGCUGCAACAUGCACUUCCUGGUCUUGACCUUGGUGAAGGUGCCCCUGCUUGGGGGCCUGCUGUGCACCGUGAUGUGGCUGAGCAGGAGUCGGGGGGACCCCAAGCGGGAGUGAAGGCAGCCCGAGCAGGAGACCCCAGCUCCACGCCCUCUGCGCUGGGCCAGGCUCAGACCGGACCUGCUAC